CCUGCUCUUAGGAGUUCAGACGAAAAAGUGUCACUUUGAACGCAUGUGACUAGUGAAACUUUACGAUAUACACGAAAGAAAUGGUGGACGAAGCGACUCGGAAAAGUUUGAGCGGUAUCCCUUUGCUUAAAACUAAAGCUGGCCCUCGCGACAAAGAGCUUUGGGUUCAAAGGUUGAAAGAGGAAUUCCAGGCACUCAUCAAGUAUGUCGAAACAAACAAGCAACAGGAUAAUGACUGGUUUAGACUCGAAUCCAAUAAAGAAGGCACCAGGUGGUUUGGCAAAUGUUGGUACAUACAAGAUCUGCUAAAGUAUGAGUUUGAUGUUGAAUUUGAUAUUCCAGUAACCUAUCCAACUACAGCACCUGAAAUUGCUCUGCCAGAGUUGGAUGGAAAAACUGCCAAGAUGUACCGUGGUGGAAAAAUUUGUCUAACUGACCAUUUUAAGCCCCUUUGGGCUAGAAAUGUUCCCAAAUUUGGAAUAGCUCAUGCUAUGGCUCUUGGGCUAGGACCAUGGUUGGCUGUAGAAAUUCCCGAUCUUAUCCAGAAAGGUGUCAUCGUAUAUAAAGAAAAGUAAUGCAACAUAUUUUCAUUUUGUGUUGUACUUCUGUUGCAAAAUGUAAAAACAAAAACAAAAAACAAAAACAAAAACAAGCGAGCGAUUUAAAUGUAUUGUACUGCACGGGAAAAGAAUACAGACGAACUGCUUUUAUUAUGCAAGGAUCCAAGGAAGCCAUGCACAUCGAUUAAUUUUAUCGAUUCAACUAACUACGUUGCAUAGGUAUGCAAUUGAAAAAAAAAAUCCGAGCCCUUUUCCCUACACCGUUCAUAUACAUAUACUUCUGUACCAUGCUCUAUGUAAAAAAACCUUCCAUGUCUUCUUCAUACGUUCGCUCUCCCCCAUUUACCGCCUGCUUUAUGUCUCCAUGACAACGAAAAGCUUGAUGGGGUCAAUAGAUCGAAGUUGCUCCUCA
Molecule: messenger RNA, 972 nt
Organism: Daphnia carinata
Lineage: Eukaryota; Metazoa; Arthropoda; Branchiopoda; Diplostraca; Daphniidae
Gene: Ufc1
Product: ubiquitin-fold modifier-conjugating enzyme 1
Exons: 3
Coding region: 81-575 (164 amino acids)
Biological process (GO): protein K69-linked ufmylation
Cellular component (GO): cytoplasm
Molecular function (GO): UFM1 conjugating enzyme activity
Source: RefSeq, a predicted model, not a curated record